UGCCUCUUCUUCUCCAGACGGAUCUGGUGCGCAGAAGGAGCUUCGAGGUUUGUGGAGCGACAAGAAACGCAAAGCGAACGCGGAUAAAGCCGAGUUUAAAAUCCUUAGUGGGAGAUCAGUCCACGAUUGUAGUAAACUCCCACCACCCGAAGGAAGGAAGAAAGGCAGAUGCUCUCCCUUUUAACUGGGCUUCUAAUUCAUGCUUAUUACCAGGAGCUUUGCACCCGUUUUCCAGCACCGUUUUAUAUCGCAGUCUUUAGCCUGGGAAGCUUUCAUAUGCGCGCAUGGCUGGUGACUGGAAAAAUGCUACGCGUCUCCUUUAAGCGCCAACGUGCACUAAACAGAUGACAGUGACAGACCCCCCCCCCCCCACACACACACACACACACGCACACACACACACACACACACAAAUCAUGAGCGUGUGUGUGUAAGAGUGAAUGUUCCUCCAAAGCCCACGGAUCAGUGUGCGCAGGACGGAAGCAUGGGAAAGAUGUAGUGGCUCGACAUCCAAGAAUUUCCAACCCCACAUGCGACAAGGUGUAAAAUCGGUAUGAAAAUAAGCACUCGAAUUUCCCAUAUUUAAGGAAAACUCCAUGCAAUGAGGGACACUUCCUAAGCAAGCUCCCUCUAGUAGUGGAAUGGAGCAGUGAUGAAUGGGGACACCCCCCCCAGCGACCCAGACCUGCCCUCAUGCCCGCUGCCUGACUGGAAGGAGUUUUGCGAGCUCCAUGCCCGUGCCACAGCCUCCGACUUCGCCAGAAAGUUCCGGCGCUUUGUGAGCGAGAAUCCCUGCUAUGACUAUCCCGGUGCCCACGCCGCCUUCUCCCAGCACUUUGCCCGCCAUUUCCUUGACUGCUUUUCGACCGUGCUUAGCCACAGCCGCAGCCCCGGUUCGCUUGGUGCCCCCAGGUAUGGCAUGGUGCCCUUCGCCAGUCUCCACAGCUGCCCACCGCCCCGUGCCCACAAGCUGUGGCAGCAGCGUAAGGAUGCGGACACAUCCAACGAGUCCCUGGACAGCAUGGACGGGGGACUGGGAAAACCCAACGCCAGGGCCAAGCCGCUUGUGCCCAAGGCGUGGGCACUGGGCCAGUCACGCAGCUCGGAGGACGUGUCGGCCGGAGACCAGAUUGGGAAGGGCCUCUCCCUGCGCAAAAUAAGCCUGUGUGUGGUGGAUAGCGUGCGGGACAUCUGGCAGCGGCGAGCCUCACCGGAACCCGGCUGCGGACACAGGGCCAACGAGGACGGCCAGGGGCUGCGCUUUCCUCGGGGACUGCAAGGCCAACGGACAGAGCCCCCGGAGGUCCAGAGAGAGGGGGCGCUGCGCUACACGGUGGCUGACGACGCCACUUGCGCCUCCCAUUGGCAGAAAUGCCGGCUGCUGCUGAGGAGGGCGUUUCCACGGUCCGAGGGCGAGCGAUUCAUCCUGGAGUUCUAUGUGCCGCCCAAGUCCUCCAAGCCCAAAGUCAACAUCCCCUUGUCAUCUGUCAUGGAGGUCAGGACUACCAUGCCCUUAGAGAUGCCCGACAAGGACAACACUUUUGUCCUGAAGGUGGAAAAUGGUACCGAGUAUAUUCUGGAGACCAUCGACUCCCUUCAGAAGAACUCCUGGGUGGCGGAUCUUCAGGACUGCAUGGAGCCGGGGGACAGUGGUGAUGAUAUUGAGCUGACCUCACACCCCCACGGCCAGCCGCUUAGAGACUCCCCUCUGCCCACCUCCUGCAGCUGUGAACCUCUGUCAGAAGAGGUACACCGAGCCCCUGAGGGUCCUUGCUCCACGGCAGCUGACCUCUACAGCACCCCCCGCAUCCGCUUCACACAGUUUCACCCCCAUGUACCCCUGGAGUGCUUUCUGGAGUCACUGGAGUGUCAAACGCCCACCACCCCUGCAGGGGGACACAGUGCAGGGGCAGUGAAGGCAGACACCAGCCUGGCCGGCUACCCAUGGUUCCAUGGCACUCUGACACGGAUGCGAGCAGCUCAGCUCAUCCUGGUGGGCGGGGCACGAAGCCAUGGCCUGUUCGUGAUCCGCCAGAGCGAGACACGCCCAGGGGAAUACGUCCUGACCUUCAACUUCCAGGGCAAGGCCAAGCAUCUCCGGCUCUCAGUGAAUGACAGUGGCCAGUGCCACGUGCACCACCUCUGGUUCCAGACGGUGUGUGACAUGCUCCGCCACUUCCACACCCACCCUAUCCCUUUGGAGUCGGGGGGGACGGCCGACAUCACGCUGCGCUGCUACGUCCAAGUCCCACGCCCCCCCCCCUGGCAAGUACAGCCACCGCUCGCACACUUUGAGGGGAAAGCAAAUGUCGUGUGAUGCAGCACAUUGAAAGUCACGUGUCAUACAGCAUUACACAGCAUGUGUCAUGGCAGGAUAUCACCACGCUGAUUAAUUCUGUCACGGGGAGGGAGAGACACAGAAAGGCAAUACCCCUAGCAGUGUGCCCCCCCCCCCCCACACACACAUACACACACACCAGUCCCACAUGUCCACUGGAUGAAUGAUCUCCAUUGCUGGCAAAGCUGCCUGCUCGCAUUGAUACACCGGGAGUGUUUUGCAUACUGACCAACUCAGACCUUCAACCCUGGUGCUCUAGCACACAGUGGGUCCUCUGUGCACCCCCCCCCCCCCCCAACACUCACAGAGGGGGCGUUCACUCUCCUCCCUGGUAUAAACAUAAAAACAUACGCAGCUUAUAUAUGGUAUGUAAGGUCAUGUUUGUAUGGUCAUGCUCUGCUCUGCCGUGUGUGUGUGUGUGUCUGAGUUCACACAGACAUUCUCCAGCAUGCAAAUCCUGUCACCCCUGACUGCCACUGAGUGUGUGUACAUGGGGGGGGGGGUUAGUUAGCAGGACAAGGGCACUGUGUUUGGGCUGGUGUGAAAAAGGCCUCUCUUGUCUUCUAAAAGGAGCCCUGCCCACAAAACAUACUUCCCUCUCUGCUGCAUCCUUUUCCUCAUGCAGUCUCUGGGUCACUGAUCCCUCAUACUACACUGUAUUAUCCUCAUACUACACUGUAUCAUCCUCAUACUACACUGUAUCAUCCCCAUACUACACUGUAUCAUCCUCAUACUACACUGUAUUAUCCUCAUACUACACUGUAUCAUCCUCAUACUACACUGUAUCAUCCCCAUACUACACUGUAUCAUCCUCAUACUACACUGUAUCAUCCCCAUACUACACUGUAUCAUCCCCAUACUACACUGUAAAGUGACACUGACUCCCUGCUUUGGCUCUCACACCACUGCAUUCCCUGUCGCUGCAUUAAAUGCACUUCAUGGCUAGUUACGUUCAAAUCGCAUACAGAAGUCGCAUACAGAACUGUGCAAAAAUGGUAAGUAGUCAAAGAAAAUCAUGUUUAAAUGAUCUUCAUGUUGAUGUAAAACUAUGACUUUAUGUCUGUCAGAAUAUGCCAGCUUAGCCGUUUCCUCUCCGAAAGCCACCCAGUAUUUCUAGCAACCAUCCAAUACACCAGUGUAUUCGUUGACUCGACUACAAGCAUACUGUGUUUGGCUAAUCAAUAUGGCAUUUAGUUAACUGAUUAAGCUAAUUAAUUAAAUGAGCUGCCAGUGAUGUUCUCCCCAUGUCGUCGUGGGGUUUCCUCCGGGUACUCCAGUUUCCCCCCACAGUCCAAAGACACGCUGAGGCUAAUUGGAGUUGCUAAAUUGCCCAUAGGUGUGCAUGUGUGAGUGAAUUGUGUGUGAGUGUGUCCUGCGAUGGGCUGGCCCCCCAUCCUGGGUUGUUCCCUGCCUCGUGCCCAUUGCUUCCGGGAUAGGCUCCGGACCCCCCGCGACCCAAUAGGAUAAGCGGUUUGGAAAAUGGAUGGAUGUUAAUUUGCAUAUAUUCUAAUGUUAAAUUGUAUUUUCUUUUUCCUGAGCAAAUAUAUGGAUGGAUACUAUCCAGAAAAAUAGCUUUGCCUCACAGGCAGAAAUAUGAGCUGAUUUUAUACACAGAUGCACUAAGCAUAUUGUUACUUGUUACGCAUCAUAUAGUCAAAGUGGUGGGUUCUGCACCUGGUCCCAUUGGCUGCCCCCCCCUCUUAACUAGCCAACAAUCCAGCUACUGACAGAAGACUGUAAAUUAGUCUGCAAUACCGAAUCCUGCCAGCAGAGGGGCUGCACGUUCCCGUCCCCUUCACAUCCACUAAUUGAGACUGUCUGUCUGCAGACGUGGGUGUGGUCCAGCACCAUGCCCCACCCAGGGAUUUCAGCUGCCAGAGUGACUCUCAGCAGCCCACCCAUCAAUCCCCUGGGUACCCGCCUGCCAACAGGCCUGCGUCCCCUGGAGCCCCGCCCACCUACACCAGGCACGAGUCGGGCAGAAUGUCGGGCCUGCGCAGCCGGAGCAGCAGCUCAGAGAGGCUGCUGGAGCCCUAUGGUGCUGCCCCAGAGGAGUACCAUGAGAAUGACGGCGGGCAGAGGACCAGAGCCGUGGAAAACCAGUAUUCCUUCUAUUAAGCCCCAGGCAUGACAUAUUGAGCUGAUCCACCAGGAAGUACAAAGAGAAAAUCUUGUCUUUAGGCAGCAAAAACUGACGGACCAUUUGACGCCGCCCCAGUCUGAUUUAUCUGAGGGGCGGCUGCAGGCUGGGGAGUCUCGUAAACAGCAGGGACCCUGAAGCCAUUACAUCCAUUUCCUGUGUGAUGGGGCAGAUGUGACGCGAUUGCAGACCCUUCGGGGGCCAGGGAAAGCGGAUGCAGUCUGGAAAAUCAUAUGGAAAUAAUUCCGAUUGCUUCACAUUCAGCUUGUGCUGGUUAAAUUUGCCUAAUCACUGAUUUAUUAAUUACAAUGCAUUCUCGUGGCAGUGAAAGCUGUUUAUACUCAGAGGAAGAAUGUACUGAAUCUGUCAAAGUAACUUAAAACAGGAAAAUGUUAGUAAACGUUAUGCUUUAAAAAAGUAGAACAAAUUAUUACUAACAUUUAUUACUGUUGUUUACUAUUCACACCUAAGAGGACUGUCAGCACAGACUAUGGAGAUCAUGUGAUCUGAUGACAUCACAUCACAUGGCCACUCAUGUAGCACAUGUUAGAUGGCCAGGCUGAUAUCCAUCCCUAUCUUCCUGUCCAAAUGAAACUCUGGGUGAACUUGAAUGGAAACCAGAUGGCAGCAUAAAUGUCAGAAUCAAGCACACUGUUUUAAUAUCGGGUUAUGUGAGCACUUCAGGAAUGCGGGAUGUAACGCUACCAUUAUCUCACAGUCCCCCACUGGACUGUGAGAGAAUGUGCCAAUCUGAAAUAUCUUUUUAAGAAUAUUUAUUUAUCAAUUAUGCCAUGUUCUGCUUGCAUCUGUUCAGUUCGUAAUACAAAUGCCGUAAUCUGGCUCACACAACGACAGCCACGUUCCGUGGAAGAACGUAAUUUCUUUAGCACUGUCGUCAGCGUAUUUUUAAAAAGAAUGUUUUUCAUACUGAAAUGUAUCUUUCACAGAGGCUGCACACUUUUCUACAAAGUAUCUUAUGUACGGCUUUAUAAUACUGUGAAUAAAACCUUAUUACUUUUUAAAACCAAUUUAAUUAAAUAAUCAA
This is a messenger RNA of Brienomyrus brachyistius, 5523 nucleotides long. RefSeq names its product SH2B adapter protein 2-like. Gene Ontology annotation, molecular function: transmembrane receptor protein tyrosine kinase adaptor activity. The transcript has 8 exons. The coding region runs from base 653 to 2317 and encodes 554 amino acids. Gene Ontology annotation, cellular component: plasma membrane. NCBI's taxonomy places the organism in Eukaryota, Metazoa, Chordata, Actinopteri, Osteoglossiformes, Mormyridae. Gene Ontology annotation, biological process: antigen receptor-mediated signaling pathway; intracellular signal transduction. The record is from RefSeq and is a predicted model, not a curated record.